This is a messenger RNA of Ceutorhynchus assimilis (cabbage seed weevil), 1274 nucleotides long. NCBI's taxonomy places the organism in Eukaryota, Metazoa, Arthropoda, Insecta, Coleoptera, Curculionidae. The record is from the annotation of a GenBank genome assembly.
CAUUAACAAUUUUAUCAUCAACCGACACGUUUGUGGUUCUUCGAACCGGAAUAUUUUCGACUUUGGUGCGAAAAUUGUUAUUUUAGUAUCAGAUUUGCUAUAGUGUUUGUGUCUUUUAAAAAAAAAAAUAAUUAUGGCUGGUUUUAAAGUUGUUAUGGUCAAAACAACAGAGACUUUUAAAGCGACGAUGCUGUCCGACAUGACAGAGAUGCCAACAGUCGAACUGGGAAAUUACACCCUUCAAAUCGAACUGGAUGAAUUGAAACCGGAAGUCAAAGAAAUCGCCAGAAAAGAACUCCGAGAAACGCCAGAUGUCGCUAGAGAAGCUGUCAAAGAACUCAGAGAACUUCUUAAAGAAGAAACAGACUUAAACAUUCCCUUAGAAAACGACUUAUGGCUGACAAGAUUUCUCAGACCAACAAAAUUCUAUCCGGAAAGUGCUAGAGACUUGAUCAAAAGAUAUUACGCCUUCAAAAAGAAGCACAACAACAUGUACGAAAACCUAUCUCCAAGUUCAGAAAGGAACAUUUUCCAACAAAACAUCCUCACAGUACAACCCAACCGAGACCAAUUCGGUCGUAGAAUUUUAAUAAUUGAACUAGGAAAAAAAUGGAAAACAGACAAAGUUUCUUUAGACGAAGUCUUUAAGGGUUGCGUUUUGUUUUUGGAAGCAGCCAUGUUGGAACCGGAAACCCAAGUUUGCGGUGCCGUUGUAAUUUUCGACAUGGAUGGUCUGUCGUUGGGCCAAACUACUAAAUUUACGCCCAGCUUCGCUGGGAGAAUUGUCGAUUGGUUACAGGACAGUGUACCGUUGAGAAUCAAAAACAUCCACAUCGUGAACCAGCCGUACAUUUUCAAAAUGGUCUUUGCCCUUUUCAAACCCUUUUUGAGGGAAAAAUUGCGUAACAGGAUCAUUUUUCACGGUACCGACCGCAAAUCUUUGCACCAGCAUAUGGACCCUGCCUGCCUUCCUGAGUGUUACGGUGGUACUUUGGAUUUGCCUAGGAUCGAAGGACCUCAAUGGCUGGAACUAUUGGAAAAGUGCGAUCCUGAAUUCAAAGCCAUCAAUUCCUACGGGUACCCGAAGAAAGUUUCAAAAUAACUAGAUUUUUAAGUACUAAAUUAUGUUUUAUACUACUUUAUGUUGAGGGUACAAGUUUUUUUUGUAAUUAUUAAUUUAUUAUCGCAAUUGUUUUUAUAUAAGAACACCCAUCUUUUGUUUGUUUAAAAAUAAUAUUUUUUAUUGAAAAGAAAAAUUAUUUAAUUUUAAUUCA